Guyanagaster necrorhizus is the source of this 3524-nucleotide messenger RNA. RefSeq lists its product as uncharacterized. Lineage: Eukaryota; Fungi; Basidiomycota; Agaricomycetes; Agaricales; Physalacriaceae. Gene Ontology annotation, biological process: regulation of DNA-templated transcription; DNA-templated transcription. Gene Ontology annotation, cellular component: nucleus. The transcript has 12 exons. The coding region runs from base 225 to 3404 and encodes 1059 amino acids. Gene Ontology annotation, molecular function: transcription cis-regulatory region binding; DNA-binding transcription factor activity, RNA polymerase II-specific; zinc ion binding. The record is from RefSeq and is a predicted model, not a curated record.
CCAGAAUGACUUUAGCCAAGGCCAAGGCGGCGUCCUUUUCGUGUCCGUGCGCCUUGUGAAGGCAAACUUGUUUGACUUGGUAUCCCUUUUACUUUCCCUUUCAAGUAACUCACGGUUUCUUUGACGGGCUUACCCUUCCUGCUCCAUCAACAUUCUCCGCUUUCCUUACGACAUCUGUAUCUCGACCGUGACGCUGCCACUGCUGCUCUUUCCGUUUUACCACCAUGUCCGAUUCUUAUAAUUCUGGCCAGCCCUGGAAUUAUCCUCGCUAUGGACAUGUUCAGUUGGAACAUGAAUACGCUUUAUCGGCCUCCGACGCUUCCCAAAAGUCUUACGAUGCGAUCCAGCCUCAGCAGAACCGCAACCUCUCUAGCUCGUAUGCACCCAAUACAUCUUUUAGUCAGUCGUACGUCUCUGGACCGCAGUCAGAACGAAUGUCAUCCUACUCAAAUGAUGGGCAGCACUCUAGGACUGAUGCUGGCCUCUACGUUCCAGAUGCAAUGUACGGCUCAUCGCAGCAGAGUCGUUUUGCCAAUGCCUUUCCUUCCAACUCUUCUCUCGGUCCGGAUUCCAAUUUCACUAUGUUCAAUGGCGCAUAUACUCUCCCGCCUGCCGGUUCCAUCUCCCCAAAUCCAAGCUCCGUUACUUCUGGACGAAUAGCCGCCCCCCCCGUUUUGUCUACUUCUCCCGCUCCGAUGCAGCGUACGUUCUCGGCGGAACCCGCUCCGCAGCUGUACUUUCAGCAUCCUUCUAUCCCCGCCAGUAGCACAUCGGCUUUGUCCCAACAACCCAAAGCCAAAAGACAGCGUCUUCCUGAUGGCGGAGCUGAGGAGGACGAUGAGGUUACGGGCGAGAAUAAGGACGAUAUUAAGGCGAAGCCCCGCGCUUGCGCCCGAUGCAAAAAUCUCAAAGUUAGGUGCGAAUUCAAGACGGACACGGAUCCAUGCAAACGCUGCUUGAAUGGCGGACAUGAAUGUGUAAUUCCUGGCAAGAAGAAGAGACGUGUUCCACCGAAACGUGAACAUUUGAUGAAUGAAAUUCGCGAGCAGGCCGAGCAUAUCCAGAGGCUCAUGGCUCAGCUCGAUGAAUCUAAUAAGAAACUCAAAGCAACCCCCGUCUCGUCAAGGUCUGAUACCAUCUCGUCGCAUAGCCCGUCCCCUUCCUUGCAUUCUCCUGUACUUUCACCGUCCUCGACCCAUGCCUCAUCAUACUUUACCUCUGACGCACCUCCGGAUUCCAAUCUUAACGUCGACACAGAAGCAAAUAAAAAGAUUGAGGCUUGGAUAGCCCAAGCCCGAUCUAGCUUCGCAGAAUUCGAAGGAUUCAUUGGUAUUGGACUGCCUAAGAGUUUCGUCGUGGACCACGAUCCUGAAGAGGAUGUCAAUCGUGAUGAUGAGGGCGGUUACGAGUUUGCUAUCGUAGACUCUGAUGCGGAAGGAUGGACUCCGGAGGCUAUCGAAAGUCGCAAAAAGGAUUUACGCCGACGCUCGUCGGGGUCGAGUGUCGAUAGUAAUGCCACUCGAGCAAGCACUGGAACUCGGAAGAAGGACUCUGGUGAUAAGUUGGCAACCUUGCCUAGUGAAGCGGUGCCCUUUGGGUUGAUGGCUGAUUUAAGUCUCAAAAAAAACCGACAUAGAGGUAGCAGCGUGGAGGCCGAAGAACAUGGAGGUGAUAAGGCGAAUGUAGGAGUGGCCAAUGAUGAGUUCUUCACCAGACCUGGAUCUAUCGCACGGAGUACUCAGGCCAGUCAAGGCAUCGAGGCUCCUCAUAUUCUGACUCGUGGUAUAAUCACACCUCUUGAAGCAGAAAAACUCUUUUCCAUUUUCUUCGAACGAAUGAAUCUGUCCUUAUCUCUUGUCGACCCAGUGUUGUAUACGGCUCAGCGGACGUGUCUACGAAGUCCUUUUAUGUUUACUGUUAUAUGUGCUAUUUCUUCCCGGUAUUACACCGAACGUCCCGACCUAUAUCCUCAAGCCAUGCAUUUUGCUCAGCUAGCGGCGGGAACUGCCUUGAUAGGCGGUCCGAAAAAUAUCGAAAUGUGUAUCGGCUAUAUACUACUGAGUUUGUACCCCGUCCCAUCCAGGAGAUGGGAGGAUCAAAGGGGUUGGCUGUAUCUUGGCCUUGCUAUUAGAAUCGCCACCGACCUGAACCUCCAUCUUCCGAACACUGCGAAACCGUUAAAUGAGAACCACGCCCGAGAAAUGCUUAAUCGCACCCGGGUGUGGCUCAAUUGCUUUAACUUGGACCGAUCAACCGGCUCUCAAUAUGGAAAGGCGCCAAUCAUCAGCAACAUGGACUACACUGCCAACCAUUCGGAGAACUGGUGGAAGAGUUCAGUCUAUAACCUGAAAAACUUCGAUAUUCACCUUAGUUGUUAUAACGCCGACCUCAGGGUAAUGGGCAGGUUCCUUGCGCGUAUUUACAAUGAUCCCAAUCACCCAACUGGUCUGAACAAGGAGGUUGAUAUCGCUCUUGUCGCUACGGAAACGGACGAAGAACUUAAGGAGCUCAAAGAGAAGUGGAUGGCGUUACUGAACCAGACCGAUCUUUCCGACCCUCAAAAUUAUUUCCGUAUCGGACUGCUCAAGCUGGCCUUCAGUUACGCCAGAUUAGUCGCACUGUCCUUUGGGUUUCAGCAUGUCUUCAGCAAGAAAUACGACGUUGAAAACCCUUUUUUGAUCCGUUGCCUUACUGCGGCUUGUGAUGUUGUUGACGUGAUGGUGAAUGAAUUGGGUCGGACCGAACAGAGAAUAUAUCUUCGUCAUGGACCGGAAGCGCAGAAGGUCUUCACAACAUUUGCGGCAGCCUUUCUAGUAAAACUUCUCCAACCGAAAUUCGCACCUUACUUGUCCGCCGACCAAUGCGAACUUAUACGGGGCCGGGUUCAAAACGUUAUCGACUUAUUUGGUUCGCCGGAGGUUGCAAUUGAUGACCGUCAUGGACCUAAGCUGUACUCCCGUUUCUUGAAAGGUCUUCUUGCAAUGGUUGUUGAUAAUCGCGGCAAGAUCCGCCGGCCCAAAUCAUCGUCUUCGAUGCCCACGGCGGAUAACGCGAGUCGUUCUUCAUCUGUCUUUCCUGCUUCGCCUGCGACGACAACUCAUUCGCUUUCCCCUCCUCCUUCGCAAGCGGCCAUGUCAUUUGAACAAUUCGCUCCUCCUGGCGGUGUUGCGGACCCGUUUGCCCCAACAGGUCUUCCAGUCGAACAAAUGGAUACAAUGCAAGGGUUGCUUGCUCCAGAUGCCGAGUAUUUCACACCGCCUCUUCCGUUUGAUAACGACAUUUUGCAGAGUAUGCAAUCCCUUACCGAUCCUUCUGUUUGGCAGGACAUCGCCUUACCUGGUUUUGACUGGAUGUCAAACUUUCGCGACACCAACUUCUCCUCGGUUCACACGCACCUCCAUUAGCAACAAAAAUUAGAUUCAUAGGGUCAGAUUUGAAUAUGGUCUUGGUCUGUAUUAUCGUUUUCUUCCUGUUGUACUAUGCAUUUUGUACAUCUAUCGAAUCACAGCUUACAUUAACUCGGA